AUGAGAAAUUUCACAACCAAAGGUGUGCUAGGCCUAGCACUCUUAGUUCUCGCAGUUACCUUCACCUCAACAGCGACUCAAACUGUUCCCCUCCCAGGAGCUAUUACCAUCAACACCAAUCUCAAGUAUCUCAACAACAUGCUCGGAUUGAUUUUCCCAAUCACUGUUCAAGAGGUUCUCCAACAAAAACAAUUCAACCUUACUUUUGAAGACAAAGGAUUCGCCUACAAGAUUGAUAUCUAGGAUGUAUUCGUCAACUCAGUUAACGUUGCAACUAGUUUUAUUGGAUAUAUUCCAGGCACUAACACUGUCAGAAUCUUAGUCAGUGGAUUUGAUAUCUCAACCAGAGUUGAUGGCUCAAUCACUGCUCUUUGGUUUAUCCCCCUUAAGACUGCCGGCCUCAAUGUCACCAACAUGACUCUACAGGUUGACCUUAAUGCUCCAACCACUGAUAAUGUCAACUGGCAAGUCAAGGACGCUAUUAUUGUUGAUGUCACAGACUUCUAAUUCGAACUUCAGAGCAGUUUCUUCCAAGGAAUCGUUAACAUGCUUCAUGGAAGUAUCCUUAAGGCUGUUAAGGGUGAACUUCCAAAGGUCAAAGAUCUUAUCUAAGCUAAAAUCGAUUUAUUCAACAACUAAAUGUCUAUUCACAACUCAACUGCAUUCUUAGUGAGCCUCUUCGACUCAAGAUUCCCAUUGAAUCUUACCUUCACCGAGGCCCCAUAGACUGACAAUGCUGAUAACAUCCUUGAGCUUCACUUAGAUGGUACUUUCUAUGAUUCAAUUGAUAAGACUAGCCACGUUAAAUAAAACCAGGUCUUCCCCAAGAGAAUUGAUGGAUUAAACUCCCACCAGAUCUUUGUUCAUUAAACUAUGUUACAAUCUCUCUUCUUUGCACUUGAUCAAGACUUUUUCCCAUACAAAGUCAGCAAUACAGGUAUCACCAGCUAACUCACAAACAUGUUCUAUGAGAUUCAAAACUACUAUGGAGCUGAUAUGAUAUCAGACCUAGAAGUAUCAAUCCUUGCAGAUGAUGGUGAUUUCCUUGUCCUUAACAAAAAUACUGGUAUUGAAAUUGGAAAACACAACAAUGCUUCACUACAUUUGAUGGUUUACUGCCAAAACAAAACUACUUAAAGAGAAUUGGCCGUUCAAUUCGCAAUGAACUUUAAUGCUGUCCUCAACAUUUCUGAGGAGAACUAUUAUGUGUAUGUCAACAUUCCAUAAAUCUAGGUCAGCAAUGUCGAAGUUUUGAAUGAUAGAGUCGGUAUGAAUUCCAGAGACUACAACAUGCUUCUCAGUAUAUUCAUAAUGACUGCUUAAUAAAUGAUCAAUGAUAUGUUCAGAACUCCUUAUGACUUCAGAUCACUCGACCCAAAACUUAUGUUCUUCAUUACAUCUGUUUUCUCUAAGCCAAGAAUCAGCCCAUUCUAUCUUGACAAUUUCCUUUAUCUAGGAUUAACUUAUCAAUUUGAUUUUAUGCCAAUGACUCACUCAGAGAAGAAGUUCGUUUAGGAUACACUUCUCGCCUAACAUGGAGAUAAGAUUGCAAAAGUUUGCAACCUUGCCAUUGACACAAUCCAAAAAGCUAUGCUAGCUUGA
Stylonychia lemnae is the source of this 1602-nucleotide messenger RNA. The record is from the annotation of a GenBank genome assembly. NCBI's taxonomy places the organism in Eukaryota, Ciliophora, Spirotrichea, Sporadotrichida, Oxytrichidae.